UUUAAGCAAGAGAGCAGCCAGCAGAGUCUCCUCGCCUCGCCGCCGACCAGCAGCCACCCAACGCCGCCCUCUCUCUCACCGGUUGCUUCCGCCGCCACCGUCUGCGCCGCUCCGCUUCUAGCCCCGACGUUGCCUCCUCUGCUGUGUCAAGCUCGAGCCCCAUUCCGGGCUGGGAUUGGGAUUUGGGAACCCCGACUUCCCAACCCUAGUGAGGCGCGAGGGAACGAACAAUCGGAUCGACGAUGCCGAGCUUCCCUCCGCCCGGCGCCGUCACCGUCUGCGAGAUCAACCGCGACCUCGUUGCGGCGGAGGCACUGUCCGACGACCGCGCCAAGGACGCAUACGGCGAUGUCCUCGGAAUGGUCUUCAGUCCUAUCCCUUUCCAGCCAGACACUCUUCCCCCCAUCCUCGAGCCCCCUGCUGCAGAGCAACCAGAGUCUACUGAGAACGUGCCCACAGCUAGUGUGACUUCCACCAUAUCCGAGUUCUUCAAACGGAUGAUCUUCCCUCCAUUAAAUCCAAAUCUGCUACAAGAAUUUGACAUCCAGAAAAUAAGUUGGAAUCCGCACAAGCAUUGUCUAGCAUUUGUGUCUGGGAAGAACCAGGUUAUUGUACAUGACUUUGAGGAUUCAGAUGCUAAAGAGCCGUUCAUUUUGACAAGUGACCAGCACACCAAUGUUAAGGCUGUUGAGUGGAGACCAAAUAGUGGCAAGAUGAUUGCAGUCGCCUGCAAGGGAGGGAUAUGCCUCUGGUCAGCAUCAUAUCUUGGCGAUGUUCCAUUCAUGAAAGCUGGGGUCACCCCUUAUUCCUUUAGUGCCUUCCCUAGAGGUUAUGGUGGUCGGUGGAUACUGGUGGAUGUUCUUCGUGACUCUUCUGCUGAGCAAGUUACCGCGCUUUGUUGGAAGCCUGAUGGAAGAUACUUGGCAUCUGCCUCCUGUAAUAGUCCAUCUUUCACGAUUUGGGAUGUGUCUCAAGGGUUGGGUACUCCUAUACGGCGUGGAUUAAGUAAUAUAUCACUACUGCGGUGGUCACCUAGUGGAGAUUAUCUUCUAGCUGCUAAAUUUGAUGGAACUUUUCACUUCUGGGAGACAAACACAUGGACUUCAGAACCUUGGUCUUCAUCUAAUGGAUAUGUGUCUGGAGCGAAUUGGGACCCAGAAGGUCGUGUUGCAUUGGUAUCCUUUUCUAACUCUACUACACUUGGCUCAAUUCACUUCUCAUCUAAGCCACCAUGUUUAGAUGCUCAUCUUCUACCAGUUGAACUUCCAGAAAUUUCCUCCCUGAUUGUCAGCCGAGGCAUAGAAAAAUUAUCAUGGGAUGCUUCAGGGGAGCGUCUGGCAUUGUCGUUCAAAGAUGGAAAUGAAAUGUACCGUGGUCUUGUUGCUGUAUAUGACGUGAGGAGAUCUCCACUUGUCUCAGUAUCUCUAGUUGGGUUCAUUAGAGGACCUGGAGAAGGAGUGAAACCACUUGCUUUUGCUUUUCAUAAUAAAUUUAAGCAAGGACCCUUGCUUUCUGUGUGCUGGAGCAGUGGCUGGUGCUGUACAUAUCCACUGAUACUCCGUUCUCAUUAACUCCAAUCGUGGCGUCUCGCCAGUUCAGGACUGAUUGUUUCAACUACUGCUGUCAACCUGGAAUAUCGAACGUUUCACAUAGAGGUUGGAAAACAAUUUUCGAAGUACUGUUGAUGUCUUGUAUAGAUGUAUUGCAAAGCCCUGCUUUUGUUAAGCAGGUGCAAUUUCUAUGCGCCUAGGAGAAAUGCAAAGCAUGAAUUGCAUCCCAUAUAUGUAAUGUAACAUUGUAGCUUGAGAAAGGAUGUCUGUCUAUUAGCGGAUUCGUCUCCAGAUGUA
Messenger RNA from Panicum hallii, 1847 nucleotides. RefSeq names its product aladin-like. Gene Ontology annotation, biological process: nucleocytoplasmic transport. Gene Ontology annotation, cellular component: nuclear pore. Gene Ontology annotation, molecular function: protein binding. Bases 243 to 1571 code for a protein of 442 amino acids. The transcript is spliced from 15 exons. The record is from RefSeq and is a predicted model, not a curated record. NCBI's taxonomy places the organism in Eukaryota, Viridiplantae, Streptophyta, Magnoliopsida, Poales, Poaceae.